Tachysurus fulvidraco (yellow catfish) is the source of this 680-nucleotide messenger RNA. It is a transcript of the gene atoh7, whose product is annotated as atonal bHLH transcription factor 7. The record is from RefSeq and is a predicted model, not a curated record. Gene Ontology annotation, molecular function: protein dimerization activity. The transcript has a single exon. Bases 1 to 420 code for a protein of 139 amino acids. NCBI's taxonomy places the organism in Eukaryota, Metazoa, Chordata, Actinopteri, Siluriformes, Bagridae.
AUGAAACCUUGUACACCAACCUGUGUGGAUAUGGGUUCUGAGUGUGAUCGAGACCUAGAGAAGUUUCAGACUGUGGUACGGAAGAGGGUGGCAGCCAAUGCCCGAGAAAGGAAAAGGAUGCAGGGCUUGAAUACAGCUUUUGACCAGCUGCGCAAAGUGGUUCCUCAGUGGGGUCAGGACAAGAAACUUUCCAAGUAUGAAACCUUGCAGAUGGCUCUGAGCUACAUAAUGGCCCUCAACCGCAUCCUGAAUGAUUCUAGUAAAAACAGUGCCUCUCACAGGCAAUGGCUGGAUCUGCAGUAUGACAGCCUGCAAUCUGAGAGCUACCCCUGCAUCGUGACAUACAGCUCACCCACUGAGAACGAGUGCAUGUACACAUCCUUCUCCUACCAUCAUGAAGAUUUCCAAGUCCUGACUUAGACUGAGACAUGCUGGUGUGUUAUCUUGUAUCUUCUAUUCUGUGGCUACAGGACUUAGUAAAUACAUUUGUAUUGCAAUUAUUUGUAUGUAUUAGCCUAUAUUGUAUAUUGAUCACCUUUCAUUACUGUGGUAUAAAAAUAUUCUAGCCAUGUAGCAUUUUUUCUGAAAGUAAUUUAAACAAAAAUGCGUUAUUAUGGUUAUUAAUUUAUUAUCUAGUGUCUAGUCCUGGUUAACUCAGCCAAACACUCAAACACUCUCUU